Molecule: messenger RNA, 3266 nt
Organism: Ahaetulla prasina
Lineage: Eukaryota; Metazoa; Chordata; Lepidosauria; Squamata; Colubridae
Product: zinc finger protein OZF-like
Exons: 2
Coding region: 1-1293 (430 amino acids)
Biological process (GO): regulation of transcription by RNA polymerase II
Cellular component (GO): nucleus
Molecular function (GO): DNA-binding transcription activator activity, RNA polymerase II-specific; RNA polymerase II cis-regulatory region sequence-specific DNA binding
Source: RefSeq, a predicted model, not a curated record
AUGGCCAACUUUGCAGACUUUGCUAAAAAUCGCGCCGCGCCGUCCAAAUACAGGAAUCACACAGGAGAGAAAACCAUUGAGUGUUCUGAUUGUGGGAAAUGUUUCUGUGAUCAUUCCAACUUGGUGAUUCACCAAAGGACUCACACAGGAGAGAAACCAUUUGAAUAUACUGAUUGUGGGAAAAGUUUCAGUACGAAUUCCAGCCUGGUUAGACACCAGAGGGUUCACACAGGAGAGAAACCAUUUGAAUGUUCUGAGUGUGGAAGACGUUUCAGUCUGAAUUCCAGUCUGGUUAAACACCAGAGGACUCAUACAGGAGAGAAACCCUUUAAAUGUCCUGACUGUGGGAAAAGUUUCAAUCUGAAUUCCAGCCUUAUUGGCCAACAGAGGAAUCACACAGGAGAGAAAACCUUUAAAUGUUCUGGCUGUGGGAAACGUUUCAGUCAGAAUUCCAACCUCAUUUGCCACCGGAGGAUUCACACCGGAGAAAAACCUUUUGAAUGUCCUGAUUGUAGAAAAAGUUUCAGUCAGCAUUCCAACCUGGUGACGCACCAGAGGACUCACACAGGAGAGAAAUCCUUUAAAAGACCUGACUGUGGGAAAAGUUUCAGUCUGAAUUCCAGCCUUAUUGGCCACCAGAGGAAUCACACAGGAGAGAAAACCAUUGAGUGUUCUGAUUGUGGGAAAUGUUUCUGUGAUCAUUCCAACUUGGUGAUUCACCAAAGGACUCACACAGGAGAGAAACCAUUUGAAUAUACUGAUUGUGGGAAAAGUUUCAGUACGAAUUCCAGCCUGGUUAGACACCAGAGGGUUCACACAGGAGAGAAACCAUUUGAAUGUUCUGAGUGUGGAAGACGUUUCAGUCUGAAUUCCAGUCUGGUUAAACACCAGAGGACUCAUACAGGAGAGAAACCCUUUAAAUGUCCUGACUGUGGGAAAAGUUUCAAUCUGAAUUCCAGCCUUAUUGGCCAACAGAGGAAUCACACAGGAGAGAAAACCUUUAAAUGUUCUGGCUGUGGGAAACGUUUCAGUCAGAAUUCCAACCUCAUUUGCCACCGGAGGAUUCACACCGGAGAGAAACCUUUUGAAUGUCCUGACUGUGGGAAAGAUCUCAGUACUAGGGUUAACCUUAUAAAUCAUGUCCUUAUACACACGGGGGAGAAACCGUUCAAGUGCCCUGAGUGUGGACAGUGCUUCAGGCAACAAUCCACCCUUAUCACACACAGGAAAAUCCACAUGAGGCCUCAAGUAAGAAGUGUAGAGAAGUGUAAUUUGACUACAAAGAAUUUGUAAUGGGGAAAAGAAAAAAUUGGAACAUAUUACUUUGAUAAUGGUUAUCUGGUCUUCAGCAUAAGUAGUUGCUAGAUAUUUAUUUUUGUAGAAAUUGGGCAAUUAUGUAAAAAUCUUUUUGGGAGUGUUCUUUGCGUUUUUGUGAUGGUAGAUGAUAGAAUUUCCAUGUUCCAGGAGUCCCAAUCUUUUUCUUCCUGGGUGCCCCAAAGAUUUUCAACCUCAGAAUUUUCCAGCCAGCAUCUCUUGGGGAUUGGAGCUGUGAGACUAUAGUUAAGAGAUCGUAGCUUCUCAUAUAAGGAGAAAGCAAGAGGAGAAGAACGGGGGUUCAAAGUUUAUCUUUUCCUAACAGUUUCAGGAAUUCAGUGCACCAAGUGUGUAUGUUCAAAUUGUGUCAAGAAUGAGGCACACAACUGGAAGAAACCAUAUGAACAGCAAAUAUGUUGGGGAGGUUGGGACAGUGACAAAAGCAGUGUAAAAUUUCAGAUGUAAAGGCUGUUCUGCCCUGCAGGUGACUUUCCCAUGGUUCAAGAGCCAUAAGAAGCAAUUAGAUUGAAACAUGUCAGUUUCUACAUUCUCCUCAGAUUUUAUUCCAUUGGUGGUACAUGCUUUAAAACGGGUUCUCCGUCAUAUUAUGGUUGACUUGUGAUUUUAUGGACAUUUUCUUUCCUUGGAAACAAUACGGAACUGAUAAUGCCACUGCUGUGAUUUUUUAAAACUUCUAUAUCUAGAAAACAAACACAAGGUUUCCUAGUGGUGCACCAUCCAUUUAUUAUCCUGGACCUGGCAAAGGAAUGUACCUGACCACCCAGGUACAAUAGCAUGUUUCCCUCCUUCGGGGCAAAAGUUUCUUACCUGGGCCAGUGCACUGGGUUACCUGGUCCUGGGCCUUCAGUUGUUGACUCUCCCUCCUCCUUUGAUUUUGUGGACCAGAGUUGUCAAUUUAGUUUGGCUGAGAGCCUGCAACUGGAAGCUAGGUCUCAGAUAACUCUAGGUAGUUUAAAUCAACCGGCACCCCCCAAGAAUUUACUGAGAAAAGCAACCCCUUGAGGCCCUUGAGCUCCACAUUGGGUGCCAAGAUUGUGAGAUACAAAACCCCCAAAUGGUAUACUCACAAUGUGAAGACAGAUCUGGUUCACAAUUCAAAGUUUUAUUUCAAAAAGCGUUUGCGAAGGCGGCCUCCAAGUUUCUUCCCAACGGAUUGGGUACAAGGAGAGCAAAGCACAAUUUUCAAUCCAUACAUUUUAUAACCUCCCCACAAUGCACAUCAUGCCUAAGAAACUACCGCUAAACCCUCCUAUUCUACUAAGUCACUCUUUUAAGUCAUUCUAUAUUCUAAAGGGUCAUCAUGACAAUUUCUCCAGAGGAACAGAUAUUUUAUCUUUUUUACCAGUAUUUUCGUCCUGGGCGGAUGUUCCUAUCUAACUGAAUUGUGGCCUUGCCUUGGGUGUAUCUUCCUGUUUUCCAAGAAACAUUUUUAGCAAGUCAUCCUGUACUGUUUCACUGAUUACAAUUUGUGGUUAGUUUGCAACAGGAAGAGUGUCAUAGCUUUUUAAUACAUUAAACACUUUUAUAAAAGUGUAACUUAUUAUUCAUUUCCUUCACACUGGUGCUGAAAAAGUAGACUUACAAUUGUUUCUCAAAGUUGAGGCUAUCAUAGUUAUUUGGGGCUGGCCCGAUAGUUGCGGUGUUCCACAGUCAUGGAAUCACUAUUUGGAACCUUCACAAUUGGCUUUCAACAAAUAGUGACCACUCAACAGCACUCUUUUUUACAUGACCAUUGCAGUAUCCCCAUAGUAACAUGAUCAAAAUUCAGAUGCUUGGCAAAACAUCCGUAUGUCAAUCCUGAAGCCCUUUUGGAGCAUCUUCAGGGCUGACACAGCAAGACUUGUUGGAGCUCUGGGAAUGGGAGGGGGGAGUAGAGAUAGCUGGGGACUUGUAGCCAAAAUAAAAUUCUUUCUCCUGGGAACCACCUGGGA